GCCGGCCCGAUGGCCACCAGUAGGCGCAUCCGCGGGGAGCUCUCAACUCUCGAAAAUAUCUCGUUCCCUCACCCCGACACCUCUCUCCUCUCUCUCAGUCACCCCGAUGCUUCUUCCCUUUCGAUAUACCACUCCCUCUCCCGAUUGACAGCGGCGGCGGCGGCUGGGGACCGCGGGCGGCGUCGGCAGCAGACUGUGAGCGGCGGCUGGGGACUGCAGGAGGCGACGGCUUGGAGCUGCGCGGGCGGCGGUGUCUGGGGACUGCUCGUGUUCUGCACGGAAGGCUGACGGUUGUGCUCUCCUUCUUCUUGAAAUGUGAAGCAGCAGGCGUGGGCUUGUAUUCUUGAACGCUAUGCUCUGGAAGGAAGACAGAAGGUCUUUAGUAGCAGCAAGGAGCAGGAGCUGUUAGGGAAGGCCAGAAUAAAAUCCCGCGCAGAGUGUUGCAGUACCUGUACCCCCUUGCAGAUAGGCUACAAAGGUUGUAUGCACAAGAGGGAGACAGCAAAGCUCCCUUAGUUGUUCCACAUCUGGUAGGAUGGUGCAUCCAUGUGAUAGGGAAGCUUGGGAGCUGAUGCAUCCAUCUGAUGGGGAAGUUUGGAAGAAAUUUGACCAGGAUUACAAAGACUUUGCAGCAAAUCCUAGACACAUCCGUUGUUCUGUAAGCACUGAUGAUUACACUCCUUAUCCAUUCAAGUUGGGUACUACUCCUCGCUCGACUUGGUCUGUUUCUCUGAAUAUACUAAAUGGCCCUCCUGGCACACUGCUAAAUCCAGAGUCCGUGCUCCCUACCGUUAUUAUCCCUGGCCCUGAAGUUCCAAAGAAUAUAAUAAAUGCUAUGGUUCAGACUUUAAUUGAAGAGCUGUUGUUGCUGUGGGAAGGGGUAGAAAUAUGGGAUGGUUCAGCCAAGGAAUUUCUUACAAUGAGGGGAGCCGUUUUAUGGCUCCAUGAUUUCCCUGACUAUAGUGGCUAUUAUGGAUGGGGCACACGUAGAAUUGUCGGUGCAGAUAUCUGUGGUUGCUGCGGUCCAAUCAGCAGCCAGAAAGUGCAAAAAUGCAGUGAUGAUUAUUCAGUAGCUGUGAGUGCUGAACAUCAGAUCAAUGGUGACCUGCCCCAUGGGCGUGUACCAAUCGGAGGUGGUGACGUCUGUGAAGGUUUCACAGAGACCCUGAAGUUUGAUACACCGCCGCCACCAGGGAUUCUACAAGGUGGAGCACCUGCACAGGUUGUGGUUGAUGCAACUGAUUCAGUCAUGUGUCCCCUAUGUCUAAUGAGCACGAUGUUACCAAUGCGUAAGGGCAGCCACCACCCAAGACACUGCGGAUGGUGUGAGCACAUUGAAGUUGACCUUUUACUGCCAUCUGCACUCUCUUUAUGUCGUGUUUGUGAACUGGGUAUUAGUGAACUUGUUGUUGCUACCUGAGCUAACGAUCUAUCUUGUGUCUCAUGCAAAUGCGGUGUGGAAUCUUAUGGGAUACCAAUUAGAUGUUAUCUUCGAAAAUUUGAACCUUUGUGUCGGUAAACUUAAUGCCUGUGUACAUUUUCGAAUUCCUGAUGGCGAGCGGUUAUUUUCCCUCCCAGGCAGUGUAGUACCUCUUGUGCUCCUCGAUGGCUGACGAUUUUACCAACCUAA
Molecule: messenger RNA, 1630 nt
Organism: Brachypodium distachyon (stiff brome)
Lineage: Eukaryota; Viridiplantae; Streptophyta; Magnoliopsida; Poales; Poaceae
Exons: 5
Coding region: 536-1420 (294 amino acids)
Source: RefSeq, a predicted model, not a curated record